This is a messenger RNA of Drosophila willistoni, 1478 nucleotides long. RefSeq names its product translation initiation factor eIF-2B subunit gamma (gene eIF2Bgamma). Gene Ontology annotation, molecular function: translation initiation factor activity; guanyl-nucleotide exchange factor activity. Gene Ontology annotation, biological process: cytoplasmic translational initiation; biosynthetic process. Bases 90 to 1457 code for a protein of 455 amino acids. NCBI's taxonomy places the organism in Eukaryota, Metazoa, Arthropoda, Insecta, Diptera, Drosophilidae. Gene Ontology annotation, cellular component: eukaryotic translation initiation factor 2B complex; guanyl-nucleotide exchange factor complex. The transcript is spliced from 4 exons. The record is from RefSeq and is a predicted model, not a curated record.
GAAAACAUCGAUAACAACGAUUGCAAGAAAAGUUGCUCUACUUGCAACUAUAGUUGGAAAUAUAAAUAAACUAAGGAUUAUCCUCUAUAAUGCACAUGUUUCAGGCUGUAAUUUUGGCUGCCGGCCGCGGUACACGUUUGCCGGAAGUUCUGGGUGAUGCGCCCAAAGCAUUGCUGCCUGUUGGGCCUUAUCCACUGAUAUGGUAUCCAUUAAAUCUGCUGCAACAACACAACUUUUCGGAGGUAAUUGUUGUGGUGCUCGAACAAGAAAAACUAGAGAUUCAAGUGGCCCUUGAACAUACGCCGCUUAAGCUGAAAGUGGAGUAUGCAACCAUUCCCAGUGAUAGUGAUUUUGGGACUGCCGACAGUCUGCGCUAUAUAUACGAUCGCAUCAAAUCCGACUUUGUUGUAAUGAGCUGCGAUCUGGUUAGCAAUGUAAAGCUGUACCCGCUGAUUAACAAGUUUCGGGAACACGACGCCGCUUUAGCCAUGCUACUUUUUAAAAGCGGCUUCGAGUCGGAUGUGGUGAUGCCGGGUCCCAAGAGCAAGCACAAACCAGAACGAGAUUUGAUCGGAAUACAUCCGGCAACGCAGCGCUUGGCCUUUGUAUUUGCUGCCAGCGACUGCGAGGACACUCUAAAUAUUCAGAAACAUUUGGUCAAGAACAAGGGACAAUUGGAUGUGUAUAGUCGGCUGUCCGAUUCACAUAUCUACGUGUUAAAGAAAUGGGUCAUAAACUAUCUGCAUAGUAAGGAAAACAUAUCCACAUUCAAGGGUGAAUUCCUGCCACACUUGAUCAAGAAGCAGCAUGCCAAACGACCAGCCAAGACUACACAGGACACCACUUCUGAAGUGGGAGUGGCUACUAAGCACGAGGAUCAUAUUCUGCAUUAUGUUCCGCACUCAACACUCGAUCAGAAGAUUACACAGACCUCGCUGUUCAAUCAAUCCCUCUCCCAUUCUCCGUAUCAUGGCGAUCUCGUUCGUUGCUAUGCCAUCCAGGCGCCUAAAGAAACAAUUGGCGUGCGUAUCAAUAACACGCUCAGCUUUCUAGCCAUCAAUCGCAAAUUGGCCAGCAUUUGGUUGCAGCUUUGUGGGGAGUCGCAUCCUUUAAUCGCUCCGGGUGCCAUGGUGAAGUCGACUCAGACAAAAGAAAUCAUCGUAGCCGACAAUGCCAAAUUGUCAGAAAAAACCUCUCUCAAUUUCAGUGUAUUCGGAUCGAAUUGUGUGAUCAAUCCGAAGAACAUAGUGAGCAACUCCAUCAUAAUGUCGAACGCCAUAAUAGAGGAGGGCUGCAACAUAGAAAACUGCAUCAUUGGUCAUCGGGCGCAGGUGAAGAGUGGUUCCGUCCUCAAGAACUGCUUAAUUGGACCAAAUUUUGUGGUCGAGGAGGGCACGAAGACCCAGGCUGUGCACCUGUCUAAUGCUGAUCAGUUUAUGGAGAUCGACAUUCAGUAAAUGCUGGGAUUGUUAACUUAA